AUGAUCGGCGUGGGGGCCGGCCAGCAGAGCCGGGUGGACUGCGUGAAGUUGGCGGGCAGGUACAUCGAGGGCGACAUGCAGGAGGCGGAGCUGGCAGAGUGGCAGAAGAACUUCAGCACUCCUCCGGAGCCGCUGUCGGCGGCCGAGAAGGAUGAGUUCCUCGCCAGCCUCGACGGCGUGGCGAUCUCGUCCGACGCGUUCUUCCCCUUCCGCGACUCCAUCGAUCAUGCCAGCAAGCUCGGAGUCAGGUUCGUGGCGCAGCCGGGGGGCUCGGUGCAGGAUGACGAGGUGACGUCCACCUGCGACACGUAUGGAAUGGUCAUGGCUUUCACGGACCUCAGGCUUUUCCACCAUUGA
Prorocentrum cordatum is the source of this 357-nucleotide messenger RNA. The record is from the annotation of a GenBank genome assembly. NCBI's taxonomy places the organism in Eukaryota, Dinophyceae, Prorocentrales, Prorocentraceae.